AUGGGAUUUUUCCCGUCCUGCUCCAUUUGCGGAAAGUAUUCGCCUUUCCUAAUUGAUGAGAAAGUGCUACAAAGCGAGGAUGCUCGACAAGCGUUAAGAAAUUGCAUUGGGUGCUCACUGUUUGUUCUAUGUCCGAAUUGCCUGAAUCCGGAGAAGCUGACGCCCGACAGCCUUCUGGGAGAUGAUGAUUUUCGACAACUCGUGCUGGGAUUCGUGGUAUCGGAUCUCGGCGACUUCCAAUCACUUGGCAUCGACCAAGUCGUCGUCAUCUCCAAGGAGACGAGGAUGAACCUAUGCUUCAAAGAACUGACGUGUAAGCCGUUCCCGAAAACGGUGAAGCUGCGCAAACUGCGCAAGGCGUUCCCUCCCGUUCAUGGCAUGUGCUUCCAGGACUACGGCAGCGAAGAGAAUUGGUUCCGGGAUCUCCAGCAAAGGUGCAACGCUAUUAGCAACUUUUAUUUGGAUUUGGUCGAACGCACCCCGCUCCACGAACGUACCUCCAACCAGGCCCAGGGCCGAUCGGAGCGAGGGACGCGCAACAUCUCGAUGAACAGUUCACGGUCCGUCGCGACGAACAGAAACGAUUCCGAAUCCGAUCGGUCGGAAUCGUUUAACAUCAGCUCGCAAUCGCAGAAUCGGAGUAAAACACCUACUGUCACACCAAACCACAGCAGUUCGACCGAUUACUCGGUAGUAAGCAUGUCCAUCGCUACACCUGCACGGAAUGUUGGGGUGGCUAUAGAACCAUAUACGCCGCAGCGAGGGACGCGCAAUAUCUCGAUAAACAGUUCACGGUCCGUCGCGACGAACAGAAACGAUUCCGAAUCCAGCUCGCAAUCGCAGAAUCGGAGUAAAACACCUACUGUCACACCAAACCACAGCAGUUCGACCGAUUACUCGGCAGUAAGCAUGUCCAUCACUACACCUGCACGGAAUGUUGGGGUGGCUAUAGAACCAUAUUCGCCGCAACCUGGCCCGAGCGGUUUACAACAGUCAAGAUAUCCCGUGCAUGCGUCUAGACGCCGAAGCCCUGAAGGUAAGUACCGGCGGUACACCCCGAACGGUUGCUGUCGAAAAAUAGUUGACUUUGGUUUCUGUUUUCCCAUUUUUUCAAAUGCAGCUAUAAAUCCAAGGCCGGAAAGCUUCAGGGAGGUGCGGAUCGCAGGAGCGCGAUUGCCACGGCUAUCGGGGGGAUAAUAGCUGGGG
Anopheles aquasalis is the source of this 1206-nucleotide messenger RNA. RefSeq lists its product as uncharacterized. Lineage: Eukaryota; Metazoa; Arthropoda; Insecta; Diptera; Culicidae. The record is from RefSeq and is a predicted model, not a curated record.